Emiliania huxleyi CCMP1516 is the source of this 1509-nucleotide messenger RNA. RefSeq lists its product as hypothetical. Gene Ontology annotation, molecular function: glycosyltransferase activity. The transcript is spliced from 2 exons. The record is from RefSeq and is a predicted model, not a curated record. Bases 1 to 1509 code for a protein of 502 amino acids. NCBI's taxonomy places the organism in Eukaryota, Haptophyta, Isochrysidales, Noelaerhabdaceae.
AUGAUCGACUCUGUGAGCUGCCUCCUGCUCACGGGCGCCCAAGCAUUUUCGAGCCUCCCGUCCGACGCGCUGCCGAGGCUGCCCUUCACGUGUGAGGGCCACACAACCACCUACGAAGGCGAGACGGUAAUGUGGCGCCGCAACUCAAAGGCCCGCCUGCUCGGCAUUCUUCUCUGCUUGACCACCGUCUCUGGCGGCUUGGUCACCGCCGCUGGCGGCGCCGCGCUUGCUGCAUCCUCAACUGCGCUGCCAGACGCCAUGGGCGCAUUAAUGGCCUACGACCCCCUGGACCACGAGGAGGUCCUCAACAAGAUCCACACGAAAUCGCGCAAGCUACGAAUAUCGCCAAGCACAUCUCCAUGCCACUGCCCCAAAGGUUGCGUGCCGUGGUUCAUGGCCAUUGGUGCGAGAUACAUGCCGGCACAUGCCAUCGAAGCCAGUAUGGCUUACGUCAUAGCAGCAGUGGGCUCGCAACGCAAGGCAGCGCCUUCACUCCUGCCUCAUCUCAUCUACGAUGGCAAGCCAACAAACAUCACGGCCUGGUUGCAAGGGCAAGGGGUGGAGGUCAUAUUUCAUGGGCUGAGCUUCAUAGACAAGAUGAGGGAAGCUGGGUUGCGUCACAACCCCAGCGUUGGCGCCUACCUGCGGCUCGAUCUCACAGUCAACGACACCGGACCGCUUGGCGCGCAUCUACGUGGCGAGAAGAGCAGAUGCCAAUCCACAGUGUCCUACAAGCAGGUACUGUACACAGACACGGAUGUCUUGUUCUUGGGGGACAUUGGCCAGCAGAAUCUCAUCCGGCCUCGGAAUGGGGGGCUGUUGGCCAUGGGUCCUGAAGCCGUGAGAGGCUCCGCUCCCAGCAACUCCGGGGUGAUGGUGAUGGACGUGGAGCGGUUCUCGCAAAAGCGCGACGCACUUCUGCGCUUUGGGGUGGAGCACAAGUUUCACUUUCCUGCAGGAGACCAGGGUCUCCUCCUGGCGUUUUUCAAGGGAUCAAUCUCCAAGCUACCAGAUGAGUGGAACUGGAAGGCGUACUGGGGCUGGCAAAAGGAGAAGAAGACAAACAUACGCAUCGCCCAUUUCCAUGGCCCGAAGCCAAGGGGGGUAUAUGGGUGGUAUUGCCUGUGCAAAUACAAGGCCUACUCUCCGGGGGUCUACUCAGAAUACAAGGAUCCAUGUGAACAAGAAGCCAAGGAGACCACCGGAAACAAGAGAGAGGACGUGUUCAAAGCAUACAAAGGACUCCUUGACCAAAGCCUCUCAGCAGACGGGGGAGCACUCGCCUUUUACCUGCUCCUGGUGUGGACAAACUACUUGAAGCUGUCUGGGCAAUAUCCUUCCGACCCGAGAUUGGGCUCCGAUCAAGCAAUGUUGCGGUCCUGCCUGCUCAACAGCAAGAUGGAUCGGUGGCCACCGGGCCUAAGGGAUGAACUAGCUGCCAACUUGUCGAUAGCGGGAUUGAACACCAGCAUAGGCCGGGACUUUGCAUCUGGCCGCCAGAUCCUGUAA